Messenger RNA from Tarenaya hassleriana, 4270 nucleotides. RefSeq names its product condensin complex subunit 1. Gene Ontology annotation, cellular component: nucleus; condensed chromosome, centromeric region. The transcript has 16 exons. Gene Ontology annotation, molecular function: histone binding. Bases 197 to 4087 code for a protein of 1296 amino acids. Lineage: Eukaryota; Viridiplantae; Streptophyta; Magnoliopsida; Brassicales; Cleomaceae. Gene Ontology annotation, biological process: meiotic chromosome condensation; mitotic cell cycle; mitotic chromosome condensation. The record is from RefSeq and is a predicted model, not a curated record.
UUCGUUCUGGGAGAGAUUCCAAGUGUCUACUCGCUGGAGCUCGAGAGGAAAGCGUUGAAUUGCGCAUUUUAGGCAGUGGGCAUUUGUGUUUUUAAGUGAAAUUCAAUUUUAUGAAAUCGAUGAAGAUUGGGAGAAACUUUCAUAUGGCUGCGUCAGGAAAUAUAUUGAAGCCCAGUUGCAUGUCUGGUUUCGUCAAAUGGCGGUCCAAACUUCACGGAUCUUCAUUACAGUGUCAAAUUUUGAAGCUAAAGCGUUCAAAUGUGUGUCCUUUGAUCUCUCUGAUAGAGAGCUCUUCUGUGUCGAAGAUCAAGAUGUUUUUGAUCGCGUCUACUCCUUGGUCCAUGGCUUCUGCAAUCUUUCUCCAGCUUGCAAGUGUAACAUUGUGGAAAGUCUUCGGUCCAACCUAAGUGUUCUUCUUCCAAAUGUCGAUUCCAUCUCUCGAGCUUCUCAAGAUCAGGAUGAUGAUGCUCCAAUCCUUGAUAGGAUCACCUCAUAUCGUAAUGCUUUGAAGAUUUACACUUUUUUUCUCUUCACUAUUGUUAUGGCCGAAGAAUCGAACAGCAGCUCAAUCGACAGCACAAAGGUCACGGCACGAGGGAGGAAAAAGCAAACCCUGCAGUCAUGGAAUUGGGAACCUCAGAGGGGUAGGAUACUGAAUGUAAUUGCAAAUUCGCUUGAGAUCAACCUAUCAUUGCUCUUUGGAUCAUCUAACCUAGAUGAAAACUACCUCGCUUUCAUUGCCAAAAACUCAUUCUCUCUCUUCGAGAAUGCCGCAGUCUUGAGAGACACAGAGGCAAAAGUUGCUUUGUGCCGUAUCAUAGGGGCGUGUGCCACAAAAUACCAUUACACUGUGCAAUCAUGCGCCUCAAUUAUGCACUUGAUUCACAAAUACGAUUUUGCUGUAGCACACAUUGCUGAUGCCAUUUCUAGAGCUGAAAGUAAGUAUUCUGAUGGUACCUUGGCUGUUUCUCUCGUCAGAGAGAUUGGAAGGACAGACCCGAAAGCCUUUGUGAAAGAUACAGUUGGAGCUGAGAAUGUUGGACGUUUCUUGGUUGAGCUUGCUGAUCGUUUGCCAAAGCUAAUGUCAACAAAUGUCGGAGUUUUGAUACCUCAUUUCGGCGGUGAAUCAUACAAGAUAAGAAAUGCUCUGGUUGGAGUUCUUGGAAAAUUAGUUGCAAAAGCAUUUAAUGACACUGAGGGUGAUGUGAGUUCUAAGUCCCUUCGUCUUCGAACUAAGCAAGCCAUGUUGGAAAUUUUGCUUGAACGAUGUAGAGAUGUUUCAGCCUAUACACGAAGUCGUGUUCUUCAGGUAUGGGCUGAACUAUGUGAAGAGCAUUCUGUCUCGAUUGGCCUAUGGAAUGAAGUUGCAUCAAUUUCUGCUGGAAGACUGGAAGAUAAGAGUGCGAUUGUUAGAAAACAUGCUUUGAACUUACUGAUCACGAUGUUGCAACAUAACCCUUUUGGUCCACAACUCCGGAUAGCAUCAUUUGAAGCAACCUUGAAGCAGUAUAAAAGAAAACUGAAUGAGCUUGAACCAAACAUUUCCACUGAUGAGACUUCAAAAGAUGUACCAUCAGAUGGUGAUUCUUGCAGUGGAGAUGGUGAAGUCGAUGACUUGCAUCCUUCUGUGACCAAUAAGAUGCAUCAAGAUAGCCUAACUGACAGCUGUCAAGAAGAGAAUGGUGACGAAAUUAAGGAGAACGGUGAAUCUGUUCCAGAUAUUGGAAACCUGGAGCAGACCAGGGCCUUGAUUGCUUCCCUCGAGGCCGGGUUGAGUUUUUCAAAGUGCAUGUCAGCUACUAUGCCUAUACUAGUUCAACUAAUGGCAUCUUCUUCUGCCAGUGACGUGGAGAACACUAUUCUCUUGUUGAUGAGGUGUAAGCAGUUUCAGAUUGAUGGCGCAGAAACCUCUCUCCGGAAAAUGCUGCCUCUAGCUUUUUCUCAGGAUAAGUCGAUCUAUGAGGCAGUGGAGAAUGCCUUCAUUUCAAUUUAUAUAAGUAAAAACCCAGUUGAAACGGCGAAACAGCUGGUGAAUCUCGCUACAGAUUCAAAUAUAGGGGAUCUAGCAGCAUUGGAAUACGUUGUCAGUGCCUUGGUGUCAAAAGGUGAUAUAUCUAGCAGCACUAUUUCAAGUCUCUGGGACUUCUUUUGCUUUAACAUUAAUGGAACAACUGCGCAGCAAAGUCGUGGUGCUUUAUCUAUUCUUUGCAUGGCUGCAAAAUCUUCCUCUGGGAUUCUUGGAUCUCAUAUACAGGAUAUAAUAGAUAUUGGAUUUGGUCGUUGGGCCAAAGUGGAACCUCUGCUUGCUAGAACAGCAUGCACUGCCAUUCAGCGCCUUUCCCAAGAGGACAGAAAGAAGCUGUUACUCAGCACUGGUAGUCGAGUGUUUGGUAUUCUUGAAAACUUGAUAACUGGAAACUGGCUUCCAGAAAACAUAUGGUAUGCUGCUGCAGAUAAAGCCAUAGGUGCCAUAUACAUGAUUCACCCAACUCCAGAAACUUUGGCUUCUAGUAUUGCUAAAAAGUCCCUGAACAUGGUAUUUGGUGAUUUCGGGCAAGAUGAAACGCAGAAUGAUGCCGACAAUAACAAUGUUGAUUUUCUGACAACAGUUCAAGCUGCCAAACUCAGUAGAUUCUUGUUUGUCGUAAGUCACAUCGCCAUGAACCAAUUGGUCUACAUAGAAUCCUGCAUCCAGAAGAUCAGAAAACAAAAGGCCAGAAAAGAAAAGGCAGCUGGUGAUAAUCAGAAUGCAGAUGACAACCUAGGACCUGCACAAGAGAAUAAUAGUAUAAAUGCUGAGCUAGGACUUGCUGCAUCUGAAGAUGCGCUGCUUGAUACACUCGCUGAAAGAACAGAGAGAGAAAUUGUUUCUGCUGGUUCCCGGGAGAAGAAUUUGAUUGGGGACUGUGCAACUUUCCUCUCAAAGCUUUGUAGAAAUUUUUCUCUGCUGCAAAAGCAUCCAGAACUACAAGCUUCUGCAAUGCUUGCAUUAUGCAGGUUUAUGAUCAUUGACGCUAACUUCUGUGAGUCCAACCUCCAGCUUCUCUUCACAGUUGUUGAAAAUGCACCAUCUGAAGUUGUCCGGUCAAAUUGCACAGUAUCCCUCGGAGAUUUGGCAGUUCGUUUUCCAAAUCUUUUAGAGCCUUGGACGGAAAAUAUGUAUGGAAGGUUACGAGAUGCUUCAGUUUCUGUCAGGAAGAAUGCAGUCCUGGUCCUUUCGCAUCUCAUUUUGAACGAUAUGAUGAAGGUAAAAGGCUAUAUCAACGAAAUGGCCAUAUGUAUAGAAGAUGACGAUGAAAGAAUCUCCAGUCUUGCUAAACUGUUUUUUCAUGAGUUGUCUAAGAAAGGGUCCAACCCCAUAUACAAUCUACUUCCUGACAUACUCGGGCAAUUAUCCAACCGGGAUUUGAAGAGGGAGUCCUUCCGUAACAUUAUGCAGUUCUUAAUUGGUUCCAUUAAGAAGGACAAACAGAUGGAGGCUUUGGUUGAAAAGCUUUGCAAUAGGUUUUGCGGAGUCACAGAUACAAAGCAGUGGGAAUACAUCUCAUAUUGUCUUUCGCUGCUGACAUUCACGGAAAAGGGAAUAAAAAAGCUCAUUGAGUCCUUCAAGACUUACGGGCAUGCCUUAGCAGAAGAUUCAGUGAUGGAAAACUUUAGAAGCAUAAUUAACAAGGGGAAGAAGUUUGCAAAACCGGAACUAAAAGCAUGCAUAGAUGAAUUUGAGGAGAAACUCAACAAGUUCCAUGCGGAAAAGAAAGAGCAAGAAGAAACUGAAAGAAACGCCCAGAUGCACAGAGAGAAAGCUGGUAAUAAGAUGGAAGGCGUAGCAAUCUCAGGCAAAGUGAAAGAAGAAAUUCCGGAAUAUGAUGAAGGUGAAGAUGUGUCAGAGAGCGAAGUUGCGGAUCCAUCCGAGGAAGAAUCGGAGGAAGAGGCAGUGUCUGACUCUGAGCAACAAGUGACCAGCAGCCAUCCUCCUUCAGAGAAACUCAAGACAAGGGGUGGAGGGGCCAAAGCCAAGGGCCAAGAGAAGCAAUCUGAAGUGAAAACAGUACGGAGUAGCCGUAGAAAUCUCAGGCACAGGUCCUGAAUAAGUUUGGACAAAGUGGGAGGGAAUCUACUUGUUGUCAUUAGAUUAUCCUUUUGUCUUUUACUAAUCAAUUCCACACUCUUUUCUCUACGCCAUGAGCUUCUUAGUAUUUGUAUAUUACAUUGUUUGUGUCUCCACCUAACCUAUUUUGUGUUGUAAAUCUACUUCUCCAAUUUGCUUCAA